CUCUUAGAGCUGGGGCCACUGUGCCAGCGCCACUCUGUCAGGCUGCGGGCCAUCUUCCGAGCUACGCCGCCCGCCAACCCAUUACCCACGACCGGCCGCCCGCCGCGGGUUCAGGGCGGACCAUGCGCCCGCCGAGCCCGCCGCCCGCCCGCUGGCUCUGCGUGUUGGCAGGAGCCCUCGCCUGCGCCCUCGGCCCCGCGGCUGCAGUAAGAUGUGGGACAACCUUACCUGCUGGCCGGCUACCCCUCGGGGCCAGGUAGUCGUCUUGGCCUGCCCCCUCAUCUUCAAGCUCUUCUCCCCCAUUCAAGGCCGCAACGUGAGCCGCAGCUGCACAGAUGAGGGCUGGACACAGCUGGAGCCUGGCCCCUACCCUAUUGCCUGUGGCUUGGAUGACAAGGCAUCAAGUUUGGAUGAGCAGACAAUGUUCUACCACUCCGUGAAGACUGGCUACACUAUCGGCUACAGCCUGUCCCUUGCCACGCUUCUGAUCGCCACCGCAAUCUUGAGCCUGUUCAGGAAGCUCCACUGCACGCGGAACUACAUCCACACGCAUCUCUUCGUAUCCUUCAUCCUGAGGGCUGCUGCCGUCUUCAUCAAAGACUUGGCCCUCUUCGACAGCGGGGACUCAGACCACUGUUCUGAGGGCUCGGUGGGCUGUAAGGCAGCCGUGGUCUUUUUCCAGUACUGUGUCAUGGCCAACUUCUUCUGGCUGCUGGUGGAGGGUCUCUACCUGCAUACCCUGCUUGCCGUCUCCUUCUUCUCCGAGCGGAAGUACUUCUGGGGGUACAUACUCAUCGGCUGGGGGGUGCCCAGCACAUUCACCAUGGUGUGGACCAUCAUCAGGAUCCAGUUUGAGGAUUAUGGGUGCUGGGACACCAUCAACUCCUCAUUAUGGUGGAUCAUAAAGGCCCCCAUCCUCACCUCCAUCUUGGUGAAUUUCGUCCUAUUUAUUUGCAUCAUCCGAAUCCUGGUUCAGAAACUGCGACCCCCCGAUAUUGGGAAGAAUGACAGCAGUCCAUACUCGAGGCUGGCCAAGUCCACGCUCCUGCUGAUCCCCCUGUUUGGAGUGCACUACAUCAUGUUCGCCUUCUUCCCAGACAACUUUAAGGCUGAAGUGAAAAUGGUCUUUGAGCUCGUCGUGGGAUCUUUCCAGGGUUUUGUGGUGGCCAUCCUCUACUGCUUUCUCAAUGGUGAGGUGCAGGCUGAGCUGCGGCGGAAGUGGCGACGCUGGCACCUGCAGGGCGUUCUGGGAUGGAACCCCAAACACCAGAACCCGUGGGGAGGCAGCAGCGGCGCCACGUGCAGCACGCAAGUCUCUAUGCUGACCCGCGUCAGCCCCAGCGCGCGCCGCUCCUCCAGCUUCCAGGCCGAAGUCUCCCUGGUCUGAUCACCCCAGGCCCGGGGAACCAAGGCGGGCCCCUUCAGCCUCUUCAUACCCACCAUGGCCAGCACCCGGACAGAGGCCUGCCCGAACGUGGGCAGCC
Molecule: messenger RNA, 1484 nt
Organism: Marmota flaviventris (yellow-bellied marmot)
Lineage: Eukaryota; Metazoa; Chordata; Mammalia; Rodentia; Sciuridae
Source: RefSeq, a predicted model, not a curated record